UCGAGGAUAAUUCAUAAAAACCGACUUGAUUUGAGUAAACAAAUCUAUACAGAGGAUUUCGAUGAAGAAACUUCAAUUUUUAGAAAAUUGUGUUUAGUGCCCUUUGAGCCUAUCUGGUAUUACUUUGUGAUUAUCCUUGGGCUAAUCAAUAGUCUUGUCGCGAUGCUAAACUGCAUGAAUGUGGUUUCCGGAGAGCCUGAUCAAAGAAUUUCAAAAAUUUUUUACUUUUGUGACAUUGUAUGGUGCCUCAACACAUCCCUGUUAAUCUGUGUAAUGUUUGUGCGUAAUUUAAAAACCGCGCAGAUAAAAUUACCAACGCGAAGAAUGUGGUGGUUGUUUCUGGACUACGUCAGUAUAAUCCCUGUGGAACUCUUUGUCCCAACCGGAAUGCAAGCCUACGUCGCGCUGAACAAAACACUCAAAAUUGUCUACAUCAUGUACGUGUUUCGCUUUGUCAACUCGAUGCUCGAGUCGAAGAUAGUCAUCCGCGUCUUUCAGCUGAUAUGCCAACUCUUGUACUUCAUCACGCUCGUGUCGCUGAUCUUCACCGUGAUAUUAUACAAGUACGACACGAAUCCGCAACGACAUCGCAUCAAUGAAAUCUUUUACAUUGUCUCGGAUCACAUGACUGGCAAGGGUUUUGGUCAGAUGGCAAUGGAACAUUAUUACAACAAAUCCCUAUUGAUUUUAAGCACACUAGCGUUAUUCGUUGGUGUGUUAUUGAUCGCCACAGCAAACGUGACGUUUUUAUUCUUUAUGGCGUCAUCGGAAAAGACACAAUUUCGUUAUAGAUUCAAUUGUUUAAUAGACCACAUUAAACGCAGGAAAUUCCAACCGAAUUUUAUAAAUUGUUUCGAGAUAUUGUUUGAUACUUUAUGGACUAAUGCAAGGGGAAUAGAAAAAUCAAUCGGUGGACGUAGAAAGAAAAAAGUUGAAGAAAAAUUUGGAAAAUCAAAGAUUUUAUCUCGGACCUUUUUCGCUGAGAUUACCAUUGAUAUGUGUACGGGGAUAUUUAAGCAUUCCAUACUCUUGAGUCAAUUACCAGUGGCGUUCCUGCGCGACCUUUCCGCGUACGUCGUUUACGAAGUGUACGUGCAGCAUCAGCUCAUUUGCAAAUUGGACGAAUUGAAGGAUAAGAUGAUUUACAUUCACAAGGGUGUCGUCGAGAUCAUUUCGGACGAGGACGGCGAAACGCCAGUGAUGAAAUUAACAGCGGGCACAUGCUUCUCGGAGGUUUGCCUCUUUGUCCCCUACAGGAGUAAUUGCCUUGUGCGCUGUGCUUCCACCUGCAUCUUUCACAUCCUCCACAGGAACGAUUUUAUUCGCAUGGUAUGCAAAUAUCCACAGAUCCAUCGUACUCUACGCUAUGACAUCGAGGAGCGUUUGAAUGAAGGGCGUACAUUGAAGAAAAUACAGGAUAUUUACAAUAAACGCGCGGAUCAGAUACAGAAAUGUCCGAAUUUGUGUUGGCUGGUAUAUGUGUUGCAUAAGAUGAUCGCCAUUGAGCAUACGCAUGUUGCCGCACAGCAUAGUCUUGGUAAUAUGUUACUGGAAAGGUUUAUUAAUGAAGAAAGGUUUAAAAAUCAUAUUUUUUCACCGGUUUAUUUAACGUUAUAUGCCGUACCAGAAGAACACCAGGAUUAUAAUGAUACUUUGUUUGCAAAAUCAACGUUUCCGUAUGUUUUGAAACCGGACACAGGUCUAACCUUAUUCUGGGAGAUACUCAUUGCUACGUUGGCGCUGGCAGCGGGAUUAUUAAUACCUUAUUAUGCUUUUACUCAUCAAAGUUACAACUUGAAGAAUGUGGAUAAUGUGGUUUACUUUUUUACAACCGUCUGGUUUGUGGACCUUAUAAUUCAACUCAGGAUAUCAAUAGUUUAUGAAAGAAAGUUUGUUUCUGGGUUUUUGGAUAUCCUCAUUAUGAAACUAACAAGUAUUGUCUUCCUAUUGGAUAUCGCAUCGCUUAUUCCAGUGGAGAUGUUCAGCGGUGUUUUUGUGACUGAAAGUAAUCGAAAUUACGUCUAUAUGAAUCGUAUUCUGAAGUUGGCACGUGUAAUACGUUUACUGCUGCGCUGGGAAGGACGUUACAAUAGCAACCCGUUGAUUGUGCGCUUUGUAUGCGCCAUCUUGUUUAUCAUCUACAGCGUCUUCAUAUUCUCCUGUGUGUAUUACUACAUUGGAUAUCGCGAGGAUGGCGGUGCGAAACAAUUUGAGAUUUUGCUCUUCUACACGUCACAAAUGCUUACUGGUGUCUCUGUUUGGGUGGAGGGUUAUUCUGGUUAUCGCAAAUAUCAUCUGGUUAACAUUGGUAUGUAUUUGAUCAUCUGUACGGUUUACUCCGUGUUGUACGGCAUGAUAUUCUCAGCGCGCGCUUCGGUGCAGUUGAAUGUGUUGCGCAUUAAACACAAUACGAAAGCUCUUAUUCAAGCUGCGGUUAGUAUGGAUCCACGUUAUGAAUCUUAUAUCCAUGAUACCAUGCACGACAUGAUCACAAUCGAUAAUGGGUUUACAUUAUUGGCGCCUUGGUAUUUGUACGACUUGAUGCCGAUGGAGUUUUUAGGUUAUCUCUAUGAGACUACUUAUAGGAAGUCGAUUGAAGAGUUGCCUAUAUUUGCGGGUAUACCACCAAUUAUACUGAAGAAAAUAUUUGAGGAAGCAGCGUAUAUUCGUGAGUACAUGGCGCAUGAAGUGAUUUUUCAUGUUGGGGAUAUCCUGGGGGAUUUGAUGAUAUUGGUUAAUGGAUGUUGUGAGGUUAUAUCCGGUGUUAGUCUGAACUCCAGAAUGGAGCAAGCUGUUUAUGAGUUAAACAGUGUGGAAAUAGCUCUUAUACUUCCAAUGAGAACCACUGUUUGCACUUUAACACAUUGCCGUACCUUGUGUAUUAGGUACCAGGUUAUGAGAAGAGUGUUGUAUACGCAUGCGUCACCUAAGUCCACUGUACGUGGGCAAUUAUCAGGUAUGCGUGAUUUACGUGCUAAGAUACAACACGCGCAGGUUCAAUAUUUCAACCAGGAUCUUUUGGAUAAACGUAGAAUGGAGACAUCUAUGCAACCCCAUGUAUUUUUUGGUCGUACCAAUCCAGCAUACAUAGCAGCAUAUAAAAAAUCUGGUAUGUCUAAAAUGCGAUGGAUGUUCAUGAACAUGUCAUUUUGCCCAAAUGGUGAAUUUUUGGAAAUGUGGGAGAUAGCCAGAUGUGUCUGUGCUGUCCUAUCAGCAUUAUUCUUUACAACCAUCACAUUUUGUUUCUACAAGGUACCACACCCAGUUGGGAUCAUAAAAUGGACUCUGGAGGUUAUGGCAGCCAUUGAUAUCUACAUCAGGUUACAUGUGGCUUAUUACAAUGAAGAAGGUGCCCUGGUGACACACCCUAGCAAGACCAUCAUAUACUAUGUAAAACAUGGUCUUUUGGUUGAUAUCAUAGGGGCCUUACCAUUACACAUAGCUAUCAUAAAAACAGAGUACGCCAUUUUGAAUGUCAACAAGAUAUUACAACUCCAUAGAUAUUUCGCAUUCCUAAGGUAUAAAAAGCAGAAUAGUGUGGUACCCCGUCACAAGUUGUAUAUAUUUGCUGAGUUACCAGCUCUGUUGGUGUGGAUCAAUAUUAUAGCAAGUCUCUUACUCCUGUUGAAUUGUAAGAUUGAUAUGAGUGACCCUUAUUCACCUACAGUUGAAUGUGAACAAGGAGGUAUCUUUGGGUUCAAUAGUGAUUCCAAUGUUCGAGAUCCCAAUAUAGCCCAUGUUCAUGCUAUCUAUAUAGUCCUAAGCAUCAUAUCAAAGAUAGCAGUUCAAGGGUUUAAGGUGACAGGUCGUAGGAAUAUGGUGUUUGUAUCUAUGAUGGCUUUCUUUGGUUUUUGUUUUGAUGUCAUCAACGCAGCAAGGGUUUUCGGAUACUUUAUCCAUGAAUACGUGGAAACCAUGCAUAAUGAUCUCCGGUUACGUUUGUUGAAGAGUUUUGUGAUGAAUAAAGAACGUGAUUCUUCCACAACAAGUAUAGAUCUCUAUCACAGGGCAGAAACACAUAUAAAACGUAUCUGGAGCAUGGAUAGGAAUAAUGUCCAUAAACAUUGUGAGGGUAUACCAGAAAAUUUACGCAGGGAUAUUUUGUAUGUGAAAUUUGCACACGUGUUAAACGUAUCUUGUUUGAAUGCAGUACAUGGAAUAAAACCUUUUGUGAGGAAUUUAUUAACCAAGUCGGAGUAUAGAAUAUUCGAAGCUGAUGAUAUAGUCCAGAUGGAGAAUGAUAUCUGUAAAUAUACUAUUAUCAUCUAUAGUGGUCUGGUUUGUAUUGAUCCAAGUUUCGAGGAAGAUAAUCAAUGUAUAAAGAAGACCUGCAUCUCCUUGGGACCUGGGUCUAUUAUUGGAAACCUAUGUCCUUUGCAAUACAACAGAUUGAAGGUUAAUAUGGUAGCCCUUGGGGUUCUGGAGUUGUUGUAUAUAAAACCAACACUUUCUUUGAAAUUCUCCAACAUUUUCCACAAUGUCAAGAGACUUUCAGUGACCUACGAAGGGUACACCUUACACAUGUCCCGGGUACCUCCAAUUUUACAUACCCUAAACUAGCUAAACGUAAAGGUGGGAAGGAUCAAUGGAAAAUAUCAAACUACGUAGGUUUUGCUUUCUUUACUUUGAAUGUCCUGAACUUCAUGGGAGCAUACCUACCACAAAUCGUAUACUUCCAUGAUAUCAUCACUGUUAGAAUACAAGAUAACCUGUAUCAUAUCACAAUGGAUGUAUGUUAUAUAGUUGCAAUUAUCAUGGUGUUCUUUCUUCCAAUUACUAAUGAAAAAGGAGAUAUGAUGUCCCGGAAAGUUAUCCUGAGGAAAUUCUUUAAACCAUGGUUGUUUUAUGUAUCUCUCCUGGGAGCUGUACCAUUUUACGUUUUCAUCAUACAAUUUGAUUCUAUGAUCUCAUUCUACAGUAUCGCUGCAUCUAGAGCCAAUGUUCUCCUACGGAUCUUUUUCUGUUUUAAAAUCAUCAACACCUCGUUAAACAGGGUACCCUUAUGGAUGUUCACAUUUAAAUACAUAAUAAACCUGAUGAUUAUCAUACUAUCAAUUGGAGGUACCACAGCCCUGCUAAUAUUCAUCUCAGAAGUAAGCAAAGAAAACAUGAGACCCAAAAUUGAAUUGAAAGCUCUUCUAGACGCACCAUCAAAUACAAAGUAUGAACACAUGGUGACCUACCUCUACAUUGUCAGCAAUAUGUUUACACACACUUCCCAAGCUUUCUACCACCCAGUUGGUCUUAUCUACAUUGUAGUGUUUAUAAUCAUGAUGUCCAUGGUCAUGGUAUACAACACUGUCAUAUACUCAACAGUGGUAUCAAUGGUCCAAGCCCUUCAACAACUCAAGUUGGAUUACCUCACUGAGAAGAAACAAAUCGAAGCUUUCAUGAAACGCAGUGACACUUCGUCAAUCCUCUAUGACCGUUUGAAUUUCUACUGUAAAAUGACCUGGGAUAAACGCAAAGGAUUCAAAAUCCCACAAUUAUUCCUUGACCUCCCUGCAUAUCUCCGAGAACCAAUGUCAAGGGAUUUAUUCGGAAGGAUUUUAGACAAUCAUGAGUUUUUUGAACAGAUACACUACGACCUCAAGAGACAGAUCUAUACAAAAUUAAAGUUGGAAUACUACUAUCAUGGUGAUUUUAUUAUCUACGAUGGGACCAUUGAUGAUACAAUGUACUUUGUCCACAAGGGUAUUGUUGUAUCCUUGGUGGAUGGAAGCAGUGAAGUGCAGCAUACAUUUGUCGCCGGCGACUCGUUUGCACUGAUGCAAGGCAUCACCGAGAAUCUUCCGCACGAUUUAUCUUAUCGGGUUGUCUGUGAUAGCGUCAUCUUGUCGCUGGCGAAACAAGACUGGGAGUACAUGCUGCAUUUUUUCCCGGCGAGUAAGAAGAUUAUUUCGUUGGUGGCGAAAUCUAUAUUCAUGCGACCAUCGGAGUGAUUCAAGGUUUUAAUCCGGAAUGGGUUCAUUACAUUAAAUCCAGCGAUGAAUAAUGUAUUAGGAAUAAUUGAUUAUGUGCCAAUCAAAUUGUUUUCAUGGGAUUCCACGCAUGAGGAGCGGAUUUAUAUUUAUUAUCUUGCGUGGGUAGACAAUAGAGGGUUGAAUAAUAAUGUUUUCGAAAAUAAACACAAUAACAGAGUUA
Molecule: messenger RNA, 6144 nt
Organism: Dalotia coriaria
Lineage: Eukaryota; Metazoa; Arthropoda; Insecta; Coleoptera; Staphylinidae
Exons: 2
Coding region: 163-4560 (1465 amino acids)
Biological process (GO): potassium ion transmembrane transport; regulation of membrane potential
Cellular component (GO): plasma membrane
Molecular function (GO): voltage-gated potassium channel activity
Source: RefSeq, a predicted model, not a curated record